Messenger RNA from Pocillopora meandrina, 17499 nucleotides. The record is from the annotation of a GenBank genome assembly. NCBI's taxonomy places the organism in Eukaryota, Metazoa, Cnidaria, Anthozoa, Scleractinia, Pocilloporidae.
AUGUCUUAUCGCGGACGAGGAUACAGUAACCAACAUCAACAACGUCGAGCGUUGGCUAAUGGCUUGAGACAAGCACCGCCUUUUCCAGCCGAUAGCAACAGCGAUCUGGAAGACAACGAUCAUGUCAGAUUUCCAGAAAUUGACAGAGAUAUCAGGGAUAGAAAACCGCAAAAGAGAGAUGGUAAACUUAACUACAAUAGUCGCAUUCCAUUGCCAGCAAGGAGCAAUGAAGGUGCAGCGAACGAGCUCACCGCAGGCGAGCCCAGAAACUUCAGAACACGAAAUUUUAACUCAUCAAAUCCUGAAUUUCCUAAUAAUUCUACCUCAGAUCCAGCAGCUAGAGACCAGCGAAAAAGUAGAGUAAAUGCUGUAAAGAAAAUCACUUUCUAUCGAAAUGGGGACAAACAUUUCAAAGGCGUCGAAAUGGUCGUGACUAGGCAACGCUACCGAUCUUUCGAGACUAUUGUAGAUGACCUUUCGAAGGCAAUUCCACUUCCGUACGGAGUAAGAAAUGUGUUCUCGCCAGGUGGAAGUGUGAUUACAACUAUCAACCAGCUAGAGGAUGGAAGACAUUAUAUCUGUUCUUCGGGAGACCAACUUAUUAAAAAUGUGAGCUACGGCGAAAAAAUGAAAGAUAAGCCUCGGUCGCUCGAUGUGGAAAGCUUCUCUGGAGGAUCUUCGCAUUCUUCCUCUAGCAGGGAUUCAAAGUUUGGCGGGAAUUCCGACAGAAAUCCGAAACCGCGCGUUAUAACUAUCGUGAGUGAGCGCGACAGAAACAAGAAAUGCAAAAUUUUGUUGAACACGAAAACCGUCAAAAGUUUUGAUGCUGUUUUAAAGGACAUUUCUGACAUGUUGAAGUACUCUGUCAAGGAACUGCGCAAUUUAGAAGGUGUCAAGGUGAGGCUUAAGUUAAUUUUCGUUCAGUCGGCAAGCUUCGCUGAUUUCCUACGAAAACAAAAUCAUCACUGCCGCGUGAAAGAUAGAUUAACCGUUAAGAGUUACUCUUUUUCGUUCCGAUUAAACGGAACUCUUAAGCGAUUUUGAUUUUCGUUUAUUUUUAGGUCAUGGGUAGAAUUUUUUUUCGAAAUCACAGAAAAAGGCUACGUGCAAUAGGGAAUUUAACCAAAAUUAUCCUAAACGUUGAAACCAGAUCGGUCUAAUUUCGUUGACAAAUAUUGUCUACAAGACUUAAUAGCCACCUGUCUGCUUUUACACAAUGCAUCAAGCUCCGUCCUCGAAUAGAUAGAUAAAUGAACAUUAAAUUGGGUAAAUCAAAUCAUGCUCUCUCUUAUCUUGCCAUAUUUUUCCAAAUUAUUUUUUAACUAUUUGAUGAAAGCAGUUAGUCGGUCAAGAACUGAGGCAGGCGGGCCUUCUGACAUUAUGGAAUAGAGAUGGUUGCUUAUUAUGAAAUUACUAGUUUUUAAUUAUUAAUAGCAUUUGGUUGCUAGUUUUAAUGCAUGUUUUUUAGCACAAGUUUAUUAUUGAUGUCUAGAAGAUGAAGUGAAUUUUGCAAAAUUGAUCUCUUACCUUGGAAAAUUUUGAUGAUCUUUUGAAACAUAAUUAUUAUUAUUAUUAUUAUUAUAAGAGGAUAAUUUCUUGAGGGAGUGUAAUUAAAUUAAAUAAAUUUGCAUAAUUCACCCCUGGGAGAGCUGGUAUACCAGUGCAAAGAAGGGAGAUUGUAAUCUUUACAAAAAAGAUGUGUGGAAAUGGAUAAACAUUUAUAGGGAAAGGAUUUAACUCAGUGACUCAGGGAUUUCAAAACAAGCAGAUGACUGCUGGAGUUCCACCAGCUACUUGAUAACAUGUUGCUGGUUACUCAAGUCAAAAUAGUUACCUUUUGGCCCUUAACUCUUUAACUCCCAAGAUCUGAUUGUUAAUUCUCCCCUCUAGCUGCCUCACAUUUUCUUGUGAAUUAGUUACGAGAACUUGGUGCUAGAUCAAGGUAGCAGCUUCGACAUGAUAAGUUUCAAUAUUCUCAUUACCUGUUUGCUGAAUAAUGUAUAGAUAUUGUAGGAAGAAGUUUAAUGUUAAUCACUUCUGGGACUAGACUAUUGGCACUACUUUGAUGAAAAUCCAGCUCUUUAAUGGGCUGACAAACACUGUAUGGUCAAACAUACCAAUUAGUAGAAAGCUGUUUCUUCAUGCAAAUCUCUUUGAGUAUAUUAGUGACACACUGGGCUGCACCUGUGCCUCAUUUUGUUCUCACCACAUUUUGACCUAAUCUAUGAUAUACUUCUGAACAGAUGUGUGGCACCAUAGACUUUAAUUGUUAAAUAGGGUAUUCUGUUUUCCAGGUAAAAAGUCUCUCACAGUUAUAUCGGGAUGCUGAUACAUUUAUUGCUAGUAGCGCAGAACAAGGUUCUAAGAGAAACUUGUCUAAUCCAUCAUCUAAUAGUAGUAACCAUUCAGGAUCUCCACCUCAAAGAAAUCGUUUUCAAAAGUCCAGGAAGAAACCAAAGGAAGAAUCAACUGGUAUGUGGCUCAACACCUUAACUGUAGGCUUCUUACAUUUUUACUUAGAUGCAGUGAAAUAGUAUUGAAUGUAAAAGUUAGGUUUGGUCCGUUUCAAUUUAGACUCCAAAGGGCAUACAUGCACUAGUGCAAGUCUUUCAGCAUUUUGUCGCAGUUGAAAGGCAUGUGAGAUACUCUUAACCUUUUGACCUGUAAGAGUGACUAGCAUCUUCUUUCUCCUACAGUAUCACUCCCUGAAUCAAUUAUUAAUGUCACAAGAAUAAAUGAAAUGAUUACGAACUUAAGAAUCUCUUGAUUGUUGAACAAAUUCUCCUUGUCAGCACCAUAGGAAAUGUACAGAGAACAUUAAUGUGAAUAUACAUACAGGUACUUAUGUUCAAGGGUAAUAGGUAAAGAAGGGUCAACCUUUUCCACAUGCUUUGCAAACGUUUUUCACCUGCAUUUCACAAGGAAAAUUUCAUAUGCAUGUUAAAUUUUCAUGUGAAAUAAGUGUGAAAAGAAUGCAAAGACUGUGCCAAGAAUUUACCACUAGGAGCAUCUCAGUAUAAGAAACACUUGUCCAUUGAUAUUGUAGUUAUGUGCAAAAAAUGUGUAAAUAAUAUACAUACAUACACACAUACAUACAUACUUUAUUCGUCCCAAAUGGGCUUUUCAGAAUAAAGAAAUAAUUAAAACUAUAUACUAAUAAAUUAAUGGGCUAAUUAACUAAUUAACCAGUAAAUAAAUAACAUAAUCAAAUUAAGUAAUUAAAUAAAUUAAAUAAAAAUAACAAAAGCAAUUAAGUCUCUAAAAAGGUUUGAGGUAAGGCUUCUCUUCAGGCAAAGUUUGAAAUCCUUUAGUGUCAGUUUCAACUUAAGAGCAGAGUCUUAAUGAGUUCCAGAGUUUGUCCUGAAGUAGAAAGUUCUUUGUCCUGUGGCAGUUUUAUACAAAGGAAUAUUUAGCAUCUGGGAGUUCCUCAUUGUACACUUAGUGAUGGUAGCUCUUUGGAUAUACUUAGAAAAUAAAGAGUCUAGAGCACACCCAGUCGUGCAUUUAAAGGCCAUUAUUGCAUGGCAAUAAUGCAACUGCUGUCUUACAUGUGAUUCUCUCUUUUCAGUUAAAAGCCAAGUUGUGACCAUAAAAGUAAAAGGACGUGUACAUACUUAUCAUCACACAUCAGAUUUGGAUAACUAUACAAUUGAUGAGUCUCCAGUAUCACCUCCAGACUCCAAGCUGCAACUCUCUUGGGUGUAUCUUUUCUAUACUUAGACCAUAUAUUACAUUAACUCUUUAACCCCUCAGAGUGACCAAAAUCUAAUUUCUCCUUACAAUAUCACCCCUGAAUGAAAUAUUAAGAUCAUGAGAAUGAAGGAGUUGAUCACCAACUAAAGAAGCCCAUGAUGGUAGAACAAAUUCUCCUUGUCAGCACCAUAGGAAAUGUAUAGGAGCAGUGUGGAGAAUAUGCAUACUGAUGUUAGGGAGUAAAGGGUGAAGAGAUCAAUUAACUUGGGACUAGUAUAAAGAAACCAGUGAAUGUCCUCUAGGUUGGAAUAAAAAAUUGAAUGAGACUAUUAAAUUUUAGUUGGAGAAUUCUCCUUUCAAGAUAGACUCCCUCAAGGGUUAAUGAUAUAACCUGUGACAAAGAAUUAUAAGUGCUGCUAUAUGAUCCUUGACAUUUGAUUUAGAUAUGGAUACCAUGGCAAAGACAGUUAUAAUAAUUUACACAUCUUACCAUCUGGAGAAAUACUUUAUUUUGCUGCUACAAUGGUGGUCAUAUAUAACAAAUCAACAAACACUCAGCGGCAUUACACUGGACAUGCUGAUGAUAUUAAAUGGUAAGCAAUGUGCUGCAGGUUAUCCAGAAAUCAUGACAUCUAUUUUGAGCUUAAAACAGUCACCUACAAUUGAUAGAUAUUAUUUUUCUAGAAAACUUAACACUUAUUAACUCUGACUGGUUAACAAUCUCUUAUUGUGAUGAAGAUUAAAUGAAAAUUGAGGUAACAAAUAGUCAGCACAGUUUGGUGCAGGCAGAUGGUGGUUUGUUGGUUUGCAAGCAAAAGUAAUUUUCAAUGAAGUGUUAAAAGUAAUCAGGGAUUGUUUUGGGUUUGCUUUCCCUUCUCUGUGUUUGGUUCAGAAAACUUGCACCAUUUUCCCUACAAACCAAAUGCAUAACUAAACCAAUCACAACUAGAAGUAACUGAUUAAUAUAUCUGUAAAUUUCUUCUACCCAGUAUGGCUGUUCAUCCCAAUCAGUGGUAUAUUGCAACAGGACAGGCAUGUGGGCUAUCAGUAGACCAAAAUGAACUUGUAAGUUAUAGCACUUUUAAAAUGAUGAAUGCUAAUUAAAAUUAUCAGUAAUUGUUGACAAAAUGUUAUUACAUGUCCUUAAAUAAUUUAUCAGUCACUUUACUUCGAUCUUCAGCAGUUAGUCACUAAGAUAAAUGUAGAUGGGUUUCCCAGUCAAGGAGAGGUAUUGUGGAUAAACAGCCAAGUUUUUUUGCUGUUUGUUGGCUUUUCUCCAACAAAUUAUUAGUUUAAAAGAGACACUGAAGUAAAAUAAGUUAGAAAUAGUUUUCAUUAAAGUUAAAACUGCCAAGACAUUUAUUAUAAAUAUCUUUAAUUUGCGUAGAGUCAUAUCAGGAUCUGGGACGCAGAGACACUAAUCACAUUAGCUGUUCUGGCCCUUCAGGAGUACAGUUUGAGUGUUUCCUGCUUAGCAUUUUCUCUGCAGGUAAUUUACUUUGUUGUCAGGCAGUUAUUCUGUUAGGCAUGCAGUCACUGCCCCACAGGUAGCAGUUUACUUGUGUUCUAAAUCAUUUUUGCUAAGCACCAACAAAUUAAAAACUCUCUCCACUUGACUCUGAUGAUGACUACUGCUUAAAAUCCACUCUGUGUCAACAACAACAAUCGCUUUUUGCACCAGACUGUGCAAUCAACCAACAAGAACUACAGACUAUCAAUGAAAUUUUUGGAUUUACAUAAUUGAAUUGAAUUUGAACAUUCUCACAGUAAUCGAAAGGGUAGUUCCCCUAUCAGUUGUGGAGGGGAAGUCAUUUUCUUCCCCACAAAUGUGUUCUCAUCUGUGCUCAUCAUCUCUUUCAACUGCUUAUCUGAUUUUUUAACAAAAAUUGAGUGAAAUACUGGCAGGCAUAAGGAUGUUUUGCCAGUUAAGAUGGUCAAUGACACAUAAAACUCAGUUUCUUGCUUACCGGUUAUUAUUAUUUAUUAUUAAAUUGUUAACAGGAUAAUGGAAAACAAUUGGCCUGUGUGGAUUCACUGGAUGAUGAGCAUCAUCUCACUGUGUGGGAAUGGGAAGAAAGAGCAAUAACACAACAGAGCAAGGUGUGAAGACGGAAUUAAUUUUUACUUGUAAAUAUUAAUUUUCCUGGAGCAUUGAAGAAAAAUCAGAGUAUCUGUAACUCCUGCUAGAUCAACAAACUUAACAACGGAAAACUUGAGACCAAGUUAGGCGAUUCAUUUUGUUCAUAUGUUCAAACACUCUGCAAACUGUUAGACAGUGUAGAGUGGUCUAAAACAAGGUGAUGACUGAACUCUUUGAACCCUAACAGUGACUAGCAUCUAAUUUCUCCUUACAAUAUCAACCCUGAUUCAAACAUUGAGGUCACAAGAAUUAAAGAAAUGAUCACCAACUAAAAAAGCUCUUAAUUGUUGAGCAAUUUAAUGUUAUUAGGGCCACCCCCAUCACCAAGGAAAUGUAUACAUAACAGUAUGGAGAAUUUGCAUGCUGAUGCUAAGGUGUUAAGUAUUGAUGGGACUAAAAGAAUUCCUUUUCUGGAAAUUAGGGUCAGUCUAAUGCUAUUGUGGCAGUCGUCUUUGAUCCUGAUGACAGCAAGACUCUUGUCACUUGUGGAAAGGAGCAUGUCUAUUUCUGGAGACUUCACAACACAAGACUAGAGAGGAAAAGUGGCUAUUUUGAGGUGAAUUUAUCGGUACUCAUCCAACAUGAACCUUGUAUAGUGAACGCAAGGUUUCUUUUAGCUUGCAACUUGUAGUUUUAAAUUCUAAGACUGAUUUGAAUAAGUCUGUAAUUUGGCCAGGCAUGGUAUAUACCAGCUACUUAACCCUUUAACCUCUAAGAGUGACCAGCAUCUAAUUUCUCCUAACAAUAUCACCCCUGAAUUACACAUUAAGGUCCUGAGAAUAAGGGAAAUGAUCACCAGCUAGAGAAGCUCUUGAUUAUUAAACAAAUUCCCCUAGUUGACACCUUGGGAAAUGUAGAGAGAACAGUAUGGAGAAUAUACAAACUGAUGGUAGGGUGUAAGGGGUUAAAACUCCAAAUAUGUUUUUCUUCACCUUAAUGUUGAAUUUUUAUCAUGUUUACCAUUACAGAAAUAUGAAAUUCCCCAGUACUUUACAUGCUUAGAGUUUUCACCCAGUGGAGACGUCAUUACUGGUGACUCUAAUGGUUCCAUCACAGUUUGGGGAAAAGGUAACUUCUUAUGAAAAUAGUCCAGUGCAUUUUUUUACUAUUAUUGCUAUGAAGUUGAAUCAUCUCCACAUAUAGAAUUGUAAAAAAGGACUAACUAAAUUUGGGUCUUUUAAUUUCAUUGGAUUUCAGUGUCAAAGAAGAUCAAGUUUGUUGUUAGAAAUGCACAUGAGGUAAGAUUUGUUUCCUUAGAUUAUAAAUUUUGUCACUUUGAUUUUGAAUUCACAUAGAAAUCCACUUUGCUUCAUGUCCAUCUCAGUAGCUGUGAUGUGAAUACUUUAUUUUCUUUGAUCUCUCCUUUCCAUCUCAUUCUCCUUACCUUUCCUUUUCCCCUUUCAUCUGCUGUAUCAUACCACUUUAGUUCCUUCCUGCCACCCUUAUCCUCUCUCCCUUUGCUCCUAAUCUUUUCACCAUCAGUGUUCUUCCUCUCCCCUGUCUUCCUUCCUUCUCAUUCAGCCCUCUGCCUUCCUUACUUCUCCCACUCCCUAUCCUUCCCCCCUUACCCUUCCCUUCUCCUUCCUUUGUCAUGUCUCCUUCCUCUCCAUCCAAUCUCUCCUCUCUGCUAUCCAGAUCAUCCAUCUUCCAUCUUCCCUCCCUGUUACCUUUUUUCCACUUUCUUUUCAUUAUUGAUUCUAUUUUUCUGUUCUCUUGUCCUUCUUUUCUUCCUUUUUUGGUUGCUUCUUUUUCUUUCUGCUUCUGUCCAAGGAAUCCUUUCCUUCAUUCAUUCAUAAAUAACAGUACUGUCAAUACAAAAACUUAAGGUUGUAUUUUUCAUUUUUAUCUGCAGAAAAGUAUUCUAAGUCUAAGGUUACUUGAAAAUGGGACUCUGUUAAGUGGUGGCUUGGAUGGCAGACUUGAAGCUUGGGAUGCUAACAAAUAUUUUAAUACACCACUACACGAAAUUCAGGUGAGGAAAACACUUUCUAUCCAAGAUGUUGUUCUUUCAUAGGAAUAACAUUACUGUCAUCACUAGAAGAGCAUGUGGGGCUUAUAUUAAAUGUUACUAGCUUAAAAAUAUUUUGGUGUUAUUUCUCAGCUUGAUAGCAAUUUUGGGGGAAUCUGUGCUAUUGAACCAUUGCAUUCAGGCCAUGGAGAUGACAUCAGUGUUAUUCUUGGAGUGACAAGUAAUGAUGUUGUAGAGGGCUCUCUGAAUACUACCUUUCAUCCAAUUGUUCAGGUAUGAAACAAAACCCUUUUUAGGUAUUACUGAUUUGCCAUUGAUAAAUCUCAGAAAAAUGGAGACACUAGUAUCAAUAUGCAGAAUGUGUGGUCCCUUGAAAUUGCUUUCCUUGUGCAAUAUUUGAGGUUUACAUCUAUAUAGGAGCCAGUCUUUUUUCAAGUUGCUCUGCACAAAUUCCUCAGGCUCUCUAUUCAUGCAUUUCAAGCAGGUGAUACUCUUGGCACUGAUCACAGAAAAAUUUCCCAGUGUACUAGAUAUAGCUGUUGUGAAAAACCAAUAAUUAUCUAACUUGUCAUUUAUCAAAUUGUUAAAUGUACAGGCACUUUUCUUGUUUACCUUUUACGACAGUUUUAGACCAAUCACACACAGCAAAAAUAAUUCAUGGACUGCAAUUGCAGAAGAUCAAAAAUACCAUAAUGGAGAUUUUUUCAUUUGCAAUGCCUUGUUCAUGUGGAAAAGAUCUAGAGCUUAACAACAGCUUUUAUAUCUUCAUGUAGAGUCAUAAGGAUGAAGUUCAUGCCCUAGCUGUACAUCCUAAUGAAACACAGUUUAUCAGUGCAUCUCUUGACCACACAGUCUCUUUGUGGGAUGCUGAAACUCAUCAGGUUAUUUGGACGAUCAGUGUGGAGGUAAGCUAUCACAGUUUCUGCUUGAGCCAUGUUUAUUCCUUUAAUUCCUAGAAGUGAUUAACAAGUUCUCCCCAUAAUAUCACACAUUAUCCAGCAAGCAGGUAAUGAAAAUACUUAAACUUAUCUGGCAGAAGUUGUUGUCUUGAUCUACCACCAAAUUCCUGUGACUAAUUCACAAGUAAAUGAGUAGCAGCUAGAGGAGAGAAUUAACAAUCAGAUCUUGGGAGUUAAAGGGUUAAGUAAGAGUUAGUAACUUUUGUUUGAACCUUUUCACUCCCUUCUCAUUCUCCAAACUGUCUGCCACACAAUUCAUAUGAUUUUAUACUUACAUUGUUUGGAGAAUUUGGUAUUGGAUCAAUUUUGGUAUUGGAUCAAUUAAUCAACAUUUCUAAAAUUAGGAAGUACCUCACUGAGGAAACUACAGAAAUUCUUGUUCAUGCAUUUGUUAGUUCAAAACUAGAUUAUUGUAACUCUUUAUUGUAUGGCCUCCCUAAGCAUAUGAUAAGUAGUUUGCAGUCUGUGCAAAACACGGCUGCUCGCAUCGUUACUUUAACCAAGAAAUUUGAUCAUAUCACCCCUGUAUUGAUUCAACUGCAUUGGUUACCUGUUCACUUUCAGAUUCUUUUUAAAGUUUUAUUGUUAGUUUAUAAGGCCCUAAAUGGUAUGGCACCAUUAUAUAUCAUGGAAUUACUUAGUUAUGUAGAUGUUCACGUACGCUACACUCUACUGAUCAAAAAUUUCUGGCGGCUCCAAAGUCAAGACUUAAAACAUACGGAGACAAGGCCUUUUCCGUUGCUGCACCUAAACUCUGGAAUGAGCUGCCAUUAGAUCUUAGAAGUUUAGACUACACUUGACUAUCCCUACUACUCUCUUUUCUCAGGAGUGUAAAUGGGUAUUAGUGCUCUUUUGAUGAAAGCUGAUGAAAUGCAGGGCAGAAGGGGAGAGGGUGCAAAACUUGUGAUGGACUAAAAUCUCUCCAGAGGAAUUAAACAAACUGUGCGUAGUGCUGUAGAACUAGGAUAAGCACCAGAUGGAUAGGCCUUUCAGCUUGUGUUUAGAUUAAACCUUUAGAUCAAUUACCUUUUUCAGACAUGUGGACUAUCAACAGUUGAAGAUCUCAAGCACUGAAUGAAUUAUUAAUUUUGAUUUCCUUUAUUCUAGUUUCCUGUCAAAUCAGCAGCUUUCUAUUCCACUGGUGAUGUGUUAGCUUUGGGAACAACUGUGGGAAGGUAUAAGUUAGAGUAAAAUUAGACUUUUUGGUUGUUAUUUAGAAACUGCUUAAUCACCAAAUUUUCAACUUUUUCAGGUGGAUUGUGGUGUCGUGUGAAUCAGGUAUGCACAUUGCUUCAUUCCAAGAUGGAACAGACCCUCUACCUGAUCUGGAAUAUGCUAAAGGUAUGGUUACUUUUCACCUGACUAAAACAUAUCAUGGCCGCACCAAUCCACGUGAGUUUAUUGCUUUAAACCUUUAGCUACCAGAAGUGAUCAACAUGUAACUUCUUCCUAUAAUAUCCAUAUAUUAUCCAGUAAACAAGUAAUGAGAAUACUCAAACUUAUCAGGUAGGAGUUGUUAUCAUGAUCUAACACCAAAUACUCAUACAGUAACAGAUUUACAGGGAUAUGAGUAGCAGCUAGAGGGGAGAAUUGUCAAUCAGGUCUUGGGAGUUAGAGGGUUAAGAACUUGAUGUUUGGAGAAGUUUCUUAGUUUGUUUUGUGAUAGAGGCUGGUUUAAUUUCUAAGCUCUUUAACUAGGAAUAGGAUUGACUUAAUUCUCUGCUCACUAGUAUUUUAUGGACUAAGAUAAAUUUUCAUGUAGCUAAAGUGUAAUUAACUGAAAGCACUAUUCUUAAUCAUCUUCAGUAGAACAACAUUAUUUCAAUAACUCUUUUUGGAUAUGAAAUGAGUGACAAAUGUGAGGUCAUGGAACUUCAGUAAUGAUCCUGAAUGAUGAAACAUGUUUAACUUAAUAAAUAAAAGUAAAACUGUUUGACUUUUUAUCAGAUGGAGAGCACAUUGCUAUUGCCUCUCAGGAUGGCAAUAUUUCUGUUCAUGCAGUCUAUGAUGAGGGUACAACUUACAGGAGAGUUGGCACAUGUUCGGUAAGUCCAUACACACUCAAGUCAGAUGUAAUUUAUCAUUACCAACUGAGUUGAUGAUAUAAAUUGGCCACAUAAAGAGUUCUGAAGCUGACAUUUCAAGCUUUAGCCCUUCAUCAGACCAACUGGUGAAGGGCAAGUUGACCAAAAAGAUGUUCAAAAUUUCAAUUUGUAGUUAGCUGUAAAUUAUAGUUGUUAUUUUCUGAAAGAAAAGCAUUUGAAUUUUAUUGGGAAGAAUCCAAUCAUCUCUCUCUCUCUCUCUCCCAACAGGGGCAUAGCGAACCAAUUAUGUUUCUGGAUUGGUCUCUUGAUGGCUGCUUCCUUCAGAGUUUGUCUGUUGACUACGAACACAUUGUUUGUAAGUGAAUCAAGUUUAUCUAUAAUAUACACCUCACCUUUACCAUGGUGGUGUAAACUCCCACCAUGGUGUUUCAAACUUUUGCUGUGGCAAUUAAAAAUGUUUUUCUGUUCCUCCUCUUACCAAUGCGAAAGUGAAUGUUGCUCAGCAUAAAUCUUGUGGAAUUAAAGAAACUUCAUCUGCCAGUCCUUCCUAAAGUGACUGUCCAAUUAACCUUCAUUCAAGUGGAUAAAGAAAAUGAAAAUAAUAUCACUGAGGGAAUAUCAGCUUGAUUGAAUAACAAAGAAAUUUACCAUACUCAGUUGGGAGAAUUAACUUUAUACCUCGGUUAAUGUGCUUCUAAUCCUCUUUUUCAGGGGAGAUUGGUGGAUUUCUGAGAGAAGAGUCACAAGAUGUUAUCCGCGAUAUUGAUUGGUCCACAAGAAAUGUCAUGUUAGGAUAUGAUGUAGCAGGUAUGAAAUGGGGAAAGUGGGUGCUGGAUGAGAAAUGUGAAAUUGUGAGAAAAAUUUUACCAUUUUCCUAGCCUUCAUAUUAGACUACACAGAUGGUAAGAACAGGAGGUCUUAAGUCAAAGCCAAUCCAAUGUCUCAGGUAAAGUGUAUAACUUUGGAAAGGCAAAACGACAAAGAUAUUUAUCAAUAACAUAGUUCAGUUUACUGCUCUGAAAAUGUGACAAAAUGCUAGUACAAACCAUUAAUAAAGAGAAUUAUUGUAAUGUACAAAGAUCCAAGGAAUGAUACCUCUUUUAAGUUUAUGAAACUCUACACCAAUGGCUGGCAAAUUUUUGACAGCUGUAGAGAACAUUCUUUAACAGUUGAAACAUUUUUUUCAUGAUAACUCCUAUAUCUUUCAUCACUUACUUAUGCAGGAGUGUGGCCUCCUCAACCAGAUGAUGGAAAUUUAGUGAAUAGUUCUGACCUGUCAUGGUCACGUGAUAUUUUUGCUGUAGGAGAUGAGUUGGGAUAUAUCCGUCUGUUUAGAUUCCCAUGCAGUCAACCAGGGGUGAGUAAUAAGUCAUUUAUUGAAGUCCUUGUAACCGUAAAGUUUAACUACGAUGUUGAAGACUCGUACAAGAUGAGGAUAAAUUCAAAGUCUAGAUCAAAAUAAGACUUGGCGUAUUUCUAUAUGUGUAUUGUAUUUUAUCAUGAUGUUAGUAUUUCUUUUUCCUUGUAAUUAUUAUAAUUUUUAUGAAUAAAAGUGAAAUUGCUGUUAUCUAGUUAACAGGUGGAGUAACAUUCAAUGAUUUCAUGUGAUUACCUGCUUAAUUAUAAGGGUAGUCCAAAAAAAGGCUGUGUUGGAGACACUAAUUGAUGCUUGUACAACAUUUUAUUUCAACUAAUUGAAAAUCAGUAGUUAUCAAAAACCAGACUCAACACUUGACUUAAAUGAAGACUUCUAUCCAAUCACAUGUUAUUGAAAUUUUAGUCCCUGUCACUGACAACCCCUUUUCAAUACCAUCUCACCUGGCCCCGGUUGUUCGAAAGCCGAUUAAAUUAUCCCUCGAUUAGAGGUUAAUCGACGAUUAAUAUUCUUAUCCCAAAGAUAGCUAAUCUAGGUUUAAAAUAACGUUCCUGAAAGCAGAUUUAUCCCUUGAUUAACUAUCCCACGAUUAAGCUGAGGUUAAACCAGUCAAACCGGUUAUUAAGAGCUACGCGGCUACGCGCGAAAAAAAAUUGGAGGGAAAAAAUGGCGGAAAGGGAGAGUGCACAUGGAAGUGGAAACCAAACGAAAGAUAGAAAAAGAAAGCAUAAUUUUUCAGUUUAUGAGAUUGAAGUCAUCACCGAUAAUGUCAAAAAAAAAAUCUCGAUUUAAUCCAAUCCAAAUUAACGAAUGCUGUGACCAACAAAAAAAACAAAUGCUAUGGGAAGAAAUAACCCAAGCGGUAAAUGCGGUCGGAACAGCCAAGCGAACAGUCACGGAGGUAAAAAGACAAGUGGAAAAAUCUCCAUAGCAUCGCCAAGAAAGAAUUUGCAGAAUUCAAGAGGGAGACCAAGAUAACUGGAGGUGGUCGGCCUCCAAAGUCGCCGAGUGUUGCCAGCAAAGAGAUUAUUGAGGUGCUUGAGGACACGCCGGCGUUCAGCGGUUUGAUUGGCUUUGAGACAGGUUUGUAAACAAUUCUCUAUUGUUUCUAGGUUACCAAAAGUUUUAAAAUUGUAGACAGUCAACCGGCCAUGUUGUUUCGGCGGGGUUUUCAGCUUAUCAAUCGCUUUCCCGUCUUUGAGCAUACGAAAUGUUCGGACACAAGGGAGGAAAAGAUAAGUUUGCAUGUUUUUUUUUCCAAUAUCCGUAACUGUAUUAAUCAAGUUUUACCUUGUUUAGUUUAUUAUCCCGUCACAUUUCAUGAGUGUACUUCACUAAGCGAAGGCUGCUACGGAGAACUCCAAACCGGUUUGCUGCUUUUGCGGCAUUUAUAGGGUUGCAUUCGAUUAAACCCUGUUUAAGCUGAAUAUAGACGAACGCUCAUGACGGACUGUCAGUAAUUUAGCAGACAUAUAUAUAAAUUUCAGCUUCACUUGAUUAAUUCAUAUGUAGAAGAUUGCAUAGCUCCGUGAUUUUGGAAAGCGAUCUGAUGAGUGAGACAAAAACCUUUGAUUUCGAAGAAUGUCUCGGAUACGGUUUAUAAUUCGGUUAAAAUUCGUUUUGCCAAAGACAAAGUGCUCCUAUUAUUUCUUUAUUUAUCUUGUACUAAGGAAUGUUCUUCAAAUAUUUACGAUCGGCUAUUUACAUGUGUAAAUAACUAAUUUUUAUUAUUUCGUUUUGACGCAACUUUGUUUAUGUUUGUGAUUGACGAAAUAAUUUGUUGUUGUACCUGUUAUCAUGUCCUAUUUUUUCGAUCACUAAACUGUGGUACGGUUCUCGUUGUCGAUUCGCUCUGAUUCCCCUUUAUCUGUCUAAAAUAAGCUUAACUUUUGGUACAUGAUUUACAGAUUUUAUAAGCAUUUUCGUGAAUGAUUUCACUGAGUUAAGUCUACCAGUACACAAAUUCAUUUUAUGAAAUUGAAUAAUUUAUUUUUUACAUGUUUAAGCCUCAGAUUCCUUGCGGGAGAGAUGCUCCUUCUGUUAUUUCAUUUAUGUCAUGCAUAAAACUAAAUUCACACUUUUUGAGCCUGAGUGAAACCUUAAUUGUGCUUGAAAUAUUUUGUAGGAGAAGAUGCUCAUUUACCAGCAGAGUCUGCGAAGACUGUGUUUGAAGAAGACUGUCUGAGCCUUAAUGAAGACAUGCAUUCUUCACCAGCCAAGGUUGAUGAACAGAGGAAGCCUUCAAAAAGGAUAAGUAAUGGCGAUGUUUUAAAAAUGCAGUACGAAUGCCUGUGUACUCAGAAGGAAAUGUUGAAUCUUAAAAACAAAAAUUGAAAAUGCAAAUUCAUCUUCUGGAGCAACAGGUCAAUGCAAACCAAACCUUCGCAACUGCAUUAAAUGCAAAUUUUGUAGUUCCCAACACCGAUUCAUUUUAAAGGAGGAAUAGUGUAAUAAGUCCUCUUAAAGAAAUAUUUUGGGCAAAUGUUGUUCUCGUAUAAUUUAUUAUAAAACAUACACAAUGUAUUUUGUUCUCAAAAUGUAUUUUAAUGUAAUAAAACAGAUUCUUGAGUCAAACUUAUUUUAAUGUGUUUUUUUCAACCAGAAACCCCUUAAAUGCAUAUAUGAAUUUUUUAUAUUUUAUGGGAAGUUAAAUUAAGAGCAAAACUGAUUGCAUAAGGCAGAAAUACAAAAAUUAAAAAUUGUCAGAAAAAGGUGUUGCAGAUGUGGUCUCGGAUGACCUUGCCAUCCUCUGGACCCCGGAAGCAAACAAGAUUAGGUUGAUCAUCAGCCUCAGCAUAGCCAUCCAAAGGUUCCUUUCUCAGAAUUGCAAUGUUAUGUAAAACUGCACAUGCUCCGAUAAUGAUGGACACUUUUUUCUGGCUUCAUUCUGAUCUCAGAAUGAAGCAGAUGGAACCUUCCUUCCACCAGCCAAAGGCUUGUUCUAUUGCCACUCUUGUUCUUUUGUGGGCACUGUUGAACUCUUGCUGCUUGUCAGUGACUGGAUUCAGGUAAGGGGUCAUCAGGUACGGCUUGCAAGGGUAACCACUGUCACCCAACAGUAAACCAUCUUCCAGGGACUGGUGUUGGAUGUUAAGUUGUUGGCCAAUUCUUGAAUCCCUAAAUAUGAAGCUGUCAUGGGUGCUGCCUGGCCAUCGUGCUACAAUGUUGGUAAACAUGCCUAAAAUAAAACAGCAAAGAAGUUAUGUGACCAGUUCUUACCUAUGAUGUAGAAAAUCUCAUCUCAGUUUAUAACAAUAAUGUACUGCAAAGAGGAACAACAAUAAUUGUGUCUAUGAUGAACUGGGGUAACUGAUACAAAUAUUAAGUUUACUUGGAAAACCUUUUCAUUGUUUAAUUUGUUUUUUGAAAUUUGGGAGACUGCAUCAUUUUGAAAUCCCUGCUGAUUGUUGCACUCUGUUGGUCAUUAGCUGAGCAAUAUAUUCACAAAUAUCCCACAUUAUUUCUUGCUUUUUUCCCUUGUUUUUUACUUUUUUAUACUGUCACUAAAAUAUUGGUGUGAUAAUUUUGGUAAAUUUUCUGUAUGUGUGUUUGCAAACCAAACUCCACCUAUACCAUUUGACUCAAAAAUAUUUUAAAAAAAAAAAUUUUAUCACUACUCCCAUUUCCUGAAUAUGUGAAACUGCAAUCUAGUAACUCCCAACAAUGCAACCCCAUAGCAGCUGAUGUGCUAGAAAUCUCAAUCUAAAACCUUCUAUAAGGGGAGUACCCUCCCUGCCAAAGGUUAUUUUGCAAUUUUAUAGAACACUAAUUGUGACAUUUGAGUAUUUUACCUACCUUUGUGAUUGCAAAUUGCUUGCACAUUUAUGGAAUGGAACCCUUUACGAUUGACAAAAUCGUUUUCGUUUUCAUGUGGUGCCUGAAUCUUGAUGUGGGUGCCGUCAACACAGCCAAUCACCCCAGGAAAUCCCCCUUGGUAAAAAACCGCGUUUGUUUUGAAGUAUCUCCUCUUCGGUCGAUGGCCACUUGAUGAAGUUUCUUUGUUUCUGUGCAAGGGCAAGCGAAACUUGACCGAUUAUACGGGACACGGAUGACUUUGACAGGCCCAGAGUAUCUCCAAUAACUUGAAGAAAGCUUCCGGAGGCGAAAAAAAGCGCAACGCUACAAGGACUUGCACAGUUGUCGACAAAGCAUGGUUUCGAGAUGUAUCUCUUUCAAGAUCGUCGCGAAGGAGCUCAGAUAAAAAUUCUAUGGACUCUCGGCCAAAAACGAUAUCGACUUCUCAAUUCUUCAUCAGUAAAAUUGGACAGGGAAAAGUCGUCUGGUAGCCUAAAUGUCCUUUCUUUCCUUCUUGGGGCCGGCAUCAAGCCUAAUCCGCCAAGUAAUAAGUCGGCCAUUUUGUUUUGUUUGGGGAAAGUUUUCCCUCGAUUAGUGAGUUAAUCCACGUCGCUAGGUGUGUUAAAGUUAACCUUUAUUUUAACCCUGGGAUAGUGCUAAUCGCGCUUUCAGGAACAGAAACUAAUCGUAGGUUAAAUUUUAUUCUUGGGUUAGGGCGAUUUAAUCGUGGGUUAGCGCUAAUCGGCUUUCGAACAACCGGGGCCAGGCCAAUAACACUUGUCAGUAUUAUUAUUGUUUAUUUAUGAUUUUUUUUGUAGGCUCACUAUCACCAGUGGCGAGGUCAUAGCUGUCCUGUCACACGGAUGCUCUUCCUAUCAUCAGACACCUACCUCAUAACAACUGGCAGUCGUGAUUUCUGUAUUCUUCAGUGGUCAGUAGAGGGAAAGGUUCCUGUCUUUCAGGAGGAGGAGGAGUAUGGCAUGGAAAACAACAUGGUCCUGACUGGUGGGCGUCCAAAGGAAAGACGAAGACUUUCAGACAAUGAGAGCUACCAUUCUGAUUAUAGUGCUGAAGAGCAAGAGAACAAUGACUAUAAUAAACGCUAUACUAAUGCAGCAAGAGGCAAACAAGUAAUAAGGCGGCAACAGCCCAUUGAAGACAGGUAUGCUGAUGAGGAACCUCCCAAUCAAAUGCAUCCAACAAGAAAGACACAUCUCAGUCACCCAAUGGAUGAUCCUAAACCUGGGGGAAGAAGUCCUAGACGCAAUUUCCCAACCCAGAGCACCAGAUUGCAGCAAGGAUCAUAUUCAGAGAAAAUGACAAAAAAUAAAGGUGUCAGUAAUGCAAAGUGGAACCAACAAUCUCCUGAUUAUCCUGAGGAAGAGUCUGCAGACCUGGAACAAUAUUCUGAUGAGGAAAGCCCGAGACAGCAUCAAGGACAUGGUGGUAGGGGUGGGGGUAGAAGCCACUAUCCAAUGGCAAGAGGACAGGAUAGAGACUGGGACAGGAGGCAGCGGAGGUAG